This is a messenger RNA of Lolium rigidum, 1723 nucleotides long. Its product is annotated as indolin-2-one monooxygenase-like. The record is from RefSeq and is a predicted model, not a curated record. NCBI's taxonomy places the organism in Eukaryota, Viridiplantae, Streptophyta, Magnoliopsida, Poales, Poaceae. The transcript is spliced from 2 exons. Gene Ontology annotation, molecular function: oxidoreductase activity, acting on paired donors, with incorporation or reduction of molecular oxygen; monooxygenase activity; heme binding. The coding region runs from base 95 to 1711 and encodes 538 amino acids.
UGCACUCGGCCGAAUCGGAGAAUGAUAUGCAAAUUUGUCCAUAUAUAGUAAGGAUGAUCAGAUCGGUCAUCUGCGUGCUUUAGAUCCAUCAUCCAUGGCUGGUGAAGCAUUAUUUUCCAUCCAUGGCACAGCUGCUCAAGCAUUAUUUCUUCUGUUCCUCGUCUCACUCGUUAUACUGCUCAUCGGCAGGAAAAGAUGGAGCCGAAGAAAAAGCAAGCAGCAGCUAAACCUGCCGCUCCCACCUUCCCCUCCGGGCAAAUUCCCGGUGAUCGGGCACCUCCACCUCGUCGGUUCCCUUCCCCACGUCGCCUUCCGCGACCUCGCCCGGAAGCACGGCCGGGACCUCAUGCUCCUCCGCCUGGGCGCCGUGAACACGGUGGUUGUGUCCUCACCUCGCGCCGCCGAGGCCGUCCUGCGCACGCACGACCACGCGCUCGCGUCCAGGCCGCGCUCCACCGUCGCUGACAUUAUCUUAUACGGCUCGUCGGACGUCGGCUUCGCGCCCUACGGCGAUCCCUGGCGGCAGGCCAGAAAGGUCGUCACGACGCACAUGCUCAACGCCAAGAAGGUGCACUCGUUCCGCCACGACCGUGAGGAAGAGGUGCGCAUAACCGUCGCCAAGAUCCGUGCAUCUGCGACAGCGGCAUCCGCUGGCACGGUGCCCGCGACGGCGGUGGACAUGAGCGGGCACCUGGACUCGUACGCGAACGACGUCGUGUGCCGCGCGGUGCUCGGGAGACACCACGGCGACGAUGGCAGGAACAAGCUGCUCCGCGAGCUGACCAAUAUCAACAUGUCUCUCCUUGGGGGGUUCAACCUCGAGGACUACUUUCCGGGCUUGGCAAUAGUUGGCGUGUUCACCGGCUUGGUGGUGUGCCACAGGGCUACGAGGGUUCGCAAGAGAUGGGACGAGCUGUUGGACAAGCUCAUCGACGAGCAGGGUCGCCACCGCGAGCACGAGAAUGAUGCCAGCUCGUACUUCAUACACGUCUUACUCUCUCUGCAAGAAGAGUACGGACUGACCACAGACAACGUAAAGGCGAUCUUGGUAGACAUGUUUGAUGCGGGGAUCGAAACGACAUAUCUUGUUCUUGAAUUUGCAAUGGCCGAGCUGAUGAAUAACAGACACGUCAUGGCUAAACUGCAAGCUGAGGUUAGAAGGAGGCGUACACCGGCGCCGAACCAAGAAGAACCACGACAAGACGUGCUCACGGAAGAGGAGCUCGGUGACAUGGCCUACCUGAGGGCCACCGUGAAGGAGACGUUGAGGCUGCACCCGCCGGGGCCGCUCCUCAUCCCUCACCUCUCGAUUGCUGAUUGCCAGAUCGACGGCUACAUGAUCCCUGCCGGGACACGGCUCAUCGUCAACGCGUGGGCUCUUGGUAGAGACCCAGUGUCUUGGGAGAUGCCAGAGGAGUUCAUGCCGGAGAGGUUCCUCCCAGGAGGCAGCGCGGCAGCACUCAACGGUAAAGGGAAGGACUUUGAGUAUUUGCCUUUCGGCUCCGGACGGAGGAUCUGCCCAGGCAUAAACUUCGCGAAUGCUGCUGUGGAAAUGAUGCUAGCUAACCUCGUGUACCAUUUCGAUUGGGAGCUGCCAGCAGAGACAGAGGAGGUUGAUAUGAACGAGGUGUUCAGCUUGUCGAUCCGGCGUAAGGAGAAGCUCCUUCUUGUUCCAGUUCCAAGAUCCGUCUCCGAUAAGAGAGGAGGGUAACAAGUAGUACUU